Molecule: messenger RNA, 6034 nt
Organism: Aplysia californica (California sea hare)
Lineage: Eukaryota; Metazoa; Mollusca; Gastropoda; Aplysiida; Aplysiidae
Product: E3 ubiquitin-protein ligase RNF103
Exons: 5
Coding region: 220-2742 (840 amino acids)
Biological process (GO): protein ubiquitination
Cellular component (GO): endoplasmic reticulum
Molecular function (GO): ubiquitin-protein transferase activity
Source: RefSeq, a predicted model, not a curated record
CAUUUGUAAACAAUAAACAUUGCUACGUUUACUUCCGUCUUGCUGGAAGUUCGUCGGACAUCGACUUCACUGUUGACGCAGUUGUUCGCUGGCUUUAGCCAGUUUGCUCCGGCAUGUCCAACACAGAGUAGCAUUGUGCCUCAAUGCAGGGCUCAUUGUGACUCUACUAGUAACUAAACUUAUUGUAGAGGCACAGCCUGGCUGUGGAGCAACCUCAAAAUGUGGCUCAAAGUGUUCUUGCUGAUGGCCUACAUCCUCCUGCUCUUCGUUUUGUCCCGGGUGCUGGAGGCUCUGUCAUGGUGUGAAGUAGGCUACGGAGGAGUCUUGUCUCGGCAGUUGCUGGACCCCAUGGCUCUGUCUGUGGCAAAGCUGAAAGCCUUGUUAGAGCAGAGAGGCGUCAGCUAUGAGCAUGUGGUGGAGAAGUCGGAGCUGACCAGCUUGGUGGAAUCUUCUGGUCAGCUAACAAGUGCUGAGGUUGAACUUGCAACUGCCGAAGAGAAAACUGUUGUCCAGACGAACUUCACCUCUGGGGCUCACUUUAUUGAGCAGGUGGAGGAUGCCAAAGACAGCGUGUGGCUGGUUCAAGUUGUGUUACAUCAAGACCAGCUGCGCAUUGUUGGAGAUGCAAGAUGGAAGGCUGUCAGGCGAAAAGUUUCGAAGUUUGGUGUUCACACUGGUCUUUUAGACUGUUCGCUUGAUAUACGGUAUUGUGACCAAAAAGGCUGGCGUUCCCCUUUCCUUCUGCUUGCUCUGCCAAGCCAGUUUGAGAAAAAGGCCAGCAUAGCCAUGCACAACUAUUCUGGACCGGUCCGGGAAGCUGUUGUUAUGCAUUGGCUUAGGGAUCGCCUUGCGGAGCGUUUGGAGCACAUUACUGAUCCUGUCACCUUUCAUUACAAAUGGCAGAACUUCACCAAAGAUCCGCUUGACCCAGAAAUUCAUGCUGUCCUCUUCACAAAGGCUUCUCGUCCUCCUCUUUUCUACUCUGCUCUCAGUGUCAAAUUUCCUGGUCGGGUUAAAUUUGGCAUUGUCAACCUGAACUCUCCAGUAAUGAAGUUAGCUUUGUGGAACCAUGUGUUGCAAAAAGAAAAGAUAUGGAGACUCCCUGCUUACGUUGUUUACUCUGCUGAAGGAAAGUAUGUGUAUGGUCACAAGGGCGGGGAACAUUUCUCCUUUACCAGUAUGGAAAGGUUCCUGAAAUUUCUCCACCCUUGCCUUAAUGAUGUGUUUAUAAUAAGUUUUUGUGUUGCAAAUAUUAUGUCCUGGUUUGAGCCUCUUAUUUCUAAUUGUGGAAUUUUGAAAAGAUUCAGGAAAUUAAUCUGGUGCACUUUUAAGUACAAUAUCAUUGUCAUAAUGCUUUGGUUACCAAUAAUAGGUAUAUUUCAAAUGCCGUAUCUAGACCGAGUGCCUCUGUCAUUUCUGAAAUUGGAACGAAUGUUUAGUACGUCAUAUUUAGGCACAAUAUUCCGGGGUGACUGUGCAUUUUACUUUGACAGGCCACUGUACAUUUAUGUCACUUUUAUACUUUACCUUGUAGCAGUAACUCUUCUUUGUAAAAGGUACAGAGAAAAUGAAGAUGAGGCAGAAGAUUGGUUCAACUUUAGCCACAUGGCAACAUUAGCUCACCUGAGACCAAAUGACUUCAUAGAACCAAUGCGGAUCAGCGGCUAUGACUUGAUUGGAGGCUUGGAAGUUUUUGGCUCACGUCUGUCCCAACCAUCUUUGUGGUUACAACCAACCAUUUCAUCAGAGUACAUACAGUACCUCCCAACCUGGCGCUAUACACCAGUGCCCAUUGCCAAGCUGGCUGCUGAAAAUGCAGCCCGCAUGCAUUCAACGCUGACUACCAUUUGCAAAACGUCUAGCUCAAACACAUGUUGUGUGGCAAGUUCGACCCACAACACUGAAACUGUUCACCAUUGUAAACUGUCUCACCAGGAUACUUUGAGUGUCCCUGCACCAUCUUCUACUUCCAACCCAGAAAUAUGUUGUGUCUGCGCCAGUUGUUUUCAGUCUUCAAAGAACUUUGCAGUAUCAGGAAAUUGCCAGGUUCAAGCAAGUGUGUCGUCCCCAAAUCCAACUGAAGCAACAGGCUCAGGUGCUGACCCACUAUCUCAACCUCACUGUAAAUGCCAUCCUUGCUGUUCCCACCACACCCCUGCUAUUGCGGCAUAUUCAUCCUCAGUCACCUCUCAAAGUCAGAGUCAGAAACCCCCUUACGCUUCGAUGCAGGAAAACUUAAGUACAGGACCAUGCUGCUCUCCUACUCAGCCAACCAAAAACGAGUCUCAAUCAGUCCCAGUUGGUCAGACCAGUGAAAGUCUAGGAACAUCUCACCAAGGACAGUCAGCCCAGCUUUCGGAAAGGCCAGCAACAAGCAACAAUAGCGGAGUCAGUGUAAGCACCAUUUCCUCCACCACCCCCUGCAGCACUCUUUCUUCUAACGCGUCUAGCUCCACCAAUUUAAAUACUCUUAUUCAAUCUAAUGGUUUCCCUUCCAGCUCCACCGCUGCGAGGGGUCUAGUGAUUCGUCCGAGUGGAUUCCCCCCUGGCUAUGUGGAAAGUCAUCAGUGUGUGAUCUGUCUGGAGGAGUAUGUUCCUCUCACAGUUCUGUGUGGGCUGCCGUGCGGGCAUGUAUUCCACGAAACGUGUAUCUUCUCCUGGCUGAACAGAGAGAAACAUUUUUGUCCGAUGUGUCGAUGGCCAUCCUACAAGUUGCCAGAAACUGCUUCUGGUCGUAUGUAACGGGGACAUUCUUGUCUGCUUGACCAGUUGAAAAAGUAUUAAGUAUUGUCAGCUCUGAAAUUAAAUGCAACUGUCUCCCGGAGACUUGCUGUAAACUUCCAUCACAACAACUGCCUUCUCCUUGAUAGCUUGAAAAUGAUUAUUUUUUUAAAAAAUAUCUUGCUUCCCUGAAUCUUCUCCUCCUCCAUCUGCUCAGAAGUACAUUCAGAUAGCUACAACAAGCUCUAGUACAAACUGAGAAAUCCCCUCUAAGAGGUUACAUAUUCUGUCCUUCAGUGUAGCACAGGAGUCCAUUUUCUGUCAUCUUUUUGUCAUUUUCAACUUUUUAAUUUUACUACUACCACUGUUGAUUGAAGCACUUGCGCUGUGGACAUGUUUGGACUUGUUUUCCUCUAAAUUCUUUCUUGCUGGGUCUCUCAUUGUAGUUUCUAGAUUUUUUCUUAGGCCAUUCACUAUAAUGCACUUUCAGGCUCCAGUUUUUCAUCUUAAUGAUCAACUAAUAUGCUUGAGGAAACUAGGCAUUUACAGUUGGAAAAGUUCUUUUACCUCGACAUUUAUCUAGCCUUUCAGAACUUUUUUUUUCAAUCAGAUGCAGCAGGCUUUUUUUUUUUGUUUUCUUGGUUGGUCAUUUUCCUCCCUCUGCUCCGUACAAAGACUGCAUCCAAGGGUGAGGUACAGUUCUGGAGUCUGAUCUUACUGAACGUCGCUAGCGCAUAGUUCAGAGCAGGCGGAAAUCAGUUUUUUAUGGUAGACCACAGUGGCCAGUCCAAAGACAGUUAAUGUUGGUGGCACUUCCUUCAUCUUGUUGACUGGUCGAAUCAAUGUGAGGGGCUGUAGUGUUAUUGCUGUGUCACCAGGUGCUUUUGAGUAAUUUGAGGUGAUGUUUUCUAGAAGCAUGAGUGAAAGUUGUGAGAGCGGAAUGUAUCAAUAAUUUUCUAACAAGUAAAAAUGGAAAGGCUGUAUGAGACAAAAUCUUGAGUUUCUUAUUGUUGAUCCUUUUUUGGUUGUCUCUUGUGAUUAGCGCUCCAGCUUUCUUUUAUUUGUUGCUAUAGUCAUAAUUUACAUGCUGGGGCUUGGACAAAUGAUAAAAUGUAAAAGACUGUGACUGUGUGGUUUUAAAAAUGAGAUGUGUGAAAAAUGUUUAUAUCCUUCAUCGAUUCUAGAUCAUUAAACAUUCUUCCCACUUUUCUUCCUUGGUUGUAUAUUAACAAUCAUGUGGAAACUAAGGAAAUAACAUUAACAAUAUCAAGUCUAUUCACACCAACCAUACUUAGAUCUAGAGAUCCUUUCAUUGUACUAGAAACACUAACAAUAUCUUUGUUAACUGAAUUUGUGUUCAUCGUGCAUAAUGAAAUACAUUUACAAACAUGUUUUAAAAGUAUUAUUGGUAUCAAAAUAAGCUUUGCAUGUUUACUUGCCGGAGCAGAGCUAAUGUGAUUUUUAUUUCUUAUUUCUGGUUUCAUUUCUACUAUGACAAUUCUCAGUUGAAAAUAACAUAUGGUUUUUAUUUUAUGUUCAGUAUGUUUCCUAAAACAAUUUACAUGGUUGUCUGAGAAGAAAAUACCUCAUGCCUCCGAUCUGCAGAAAAAAAAUUGAAAUCCGUAGUCAUUGUUUGUGAAAAAGAGAACUCUGUGAGUACUGUUUCCAGUUAAAGACCGUGAGAAAGAAUGCUGUUUUAAGUUUUCAUUCUCAGUGUGUAUGAUUUGCUCCAUUUGCAAGGGAUUUUUAGUUUCACUUUAUCUUUUUCUUUUAGUUUUGUUUUCUAAAUUUCUGACACUGUCUAAAACCACCUGGUGUGAACUGACCUUCACUCAUCCACCCAGUUCUCUUUUCUCACCAAACUCUUUUCUUAAGCCCCCCCCCCGUUUCCCUACACACUCGCACUCAUGUGUGUGACUAGCCCCUGUCAUCUAAGAAAAAGACAGAGGGGGGAAAGCCAUGGUCUGUGUUCUUCAGAAGCUUUAAAAGUCAUACCUAAACCCUCCAACAAUGAGUCUAUUUCCCUGAGAGUCAUAUUAUAGUGGAAAUAAUUGAAGCAUAUUAUCCUUUGGAGUAUAUAUAGCAAAUUGUCUUCGUUGAAUGUGAACUAAAGGUUGUGUAUUGUCUACGUAUGUGUUUUCCAAAGCUGUGAUUGUUAUUUCUUUAUUGUAUUGCUGUUUAAGAUCAAUAUGAACUCAAAUGUGAUCCAAAAAAGAGAUAAACAUGUGUAUUUAGAGAAUAAAUGACUUUGUUAAGAAAGUUCAGGACAAAUUUGGUACAGCAAAUACAUUGUACUAAGUAACUGCUUCCGCCCUGUGUAUCACCAAACUUUGUACAUAUUUUUAUGAGAACAACCAGAGACUCAUUAAUUUUCACCAUACCCUAUUGUUUCAGACAUUUGGCCAACUAAAGUGACAUCCUGAAAAGAAAUAUCAACCUUUCUGUGCUCUCUUUUUCUCAGCGAGUGGGGAGGGGGGGUGAUACACAGAUGUGUGUGUGUGUGUGUGUGUGUGUUUAAGGUAAAAAGAUAAAAAAAACUAAACUUGUACAUUGAUAGCUUCUCCAUGUAUUGUUUCGGUUGCCCCUGUUUUUAUCCUUAAUUUUCUCUGUCAGUUGCUGUGAGAAUAAUUUCGCUUUAGGAUCAUAAAGUUGCUGUUUAUUUCAUCUUCCUCGCCAUUUUAAGGACAUAUAUUAUGGGAAAAGAGCUGAACAGUGAGACAGUAGUCAGGCACAUGACAUUUGAGAAAUGUUUCCCUAAAAUGAACAAAAAGUCAUUGCAACUAUUGGCAUGUAUGUUUUGAAUUUAAUGGCAAUCCCUAUGAUGUAACCCUGUAUUUGUCAAUAUUUGCCAGAGAACUCAUCCUCAACUCAAGCUGUGAAUGUACCAUGUACAGUUUGAGUAGACAAUAGUGGAGAGUACUAUGGAAGGGAUUUAGAUCUGAAAAUGCGGGAUUUGUCACCACAUAUCAUGAAAAGCAUUUCUAGAAAAUUGUAUAUUCCAUUCACUUGUGAAGUUUCAAAUAUUAUGUUUUUCUGGUAAGUACGGUAAGAUAAGUUGUGCUAUCACUCAAAUAAUUACUUCUCACUGAGACCAAAAAUGUAAAGUUUAUCUGCACAUGAAAUUGUGCCUAGUCACAUGUCUGGUAAGAUGAUAAUACUGAACUUUGAAAUUUCUCAUGUAUUCUAAUUCUACAUUGUCAGUCAACUUAUGUGAUAUUACUACUGCAUUGAAUAAACCAAAUGUAGCGAUGCAACUAAGAAUCUAUGUUAAUCGCAUACUUCCAGAAUUAAAAUCUGCAUUCAUGAAACAGCA